Messenger RNA from Colletotrichum destructivum, 1355 nucleotides. RefSeq names its product Putative Zinc finger, CCCH-type. The record is from RefSeq and is a predicted model, not a curated record. Bases 656 to 1093 code for a protein of 145 amino acids. Gene Ontology annotation, molecular function: metal ion binding. Lineage: Eukaryota; Fungi; Ascomycota; Sordariomycetes; Glomerellales; Glomerellaceae. The transcript is spliced from 2 exons.
UAGACCCACUUUGGCGCGGUGGCACCUAAGCACCAGGCUGAUUCAACUGACAGCGCCUGUGACAUCUCCCUACAGAGCUGUAGACUCGUUGACCUCGUUCCGGGAGACACACCUGCCGCCUGUACUACCGACCAUACGCCAAAAAGUUGCGAUACCAGCACGUCGCGGUCCCCCUAGCCUCCGGACUCCUUCAAGCCUUUCCUUGUGGCAGCCCGGGACCGAGAAAUGCGGGCGGGACCGGAAACCCCACUCGACCUCUUCUACCGAUUUAUCCCCUGAGACCACGUUAGCCAUUGGACGAAUAAAGUUCUGAAGCACUUCCCGUACGCGUGGCGACAAAUUUCCGACGAGAUUCACUGCUACGUAGUUAUUUCGAUUGAUAUGGAAUUAAAUACGGAUAGAGAGUCACUAAUAUUAGCAUAGCAGAAGGAUUCAAACCAUCGAUUUCCCGAUCAUCACGAAGCAGAGUCACUUAGCAGAAAAUGUUUAGGGGGGGAAAUGAUUUGCUACAACAACCGGUUUCAUGGAGCAACAUCGGCCCGGAAGGCGGGGUAGUCGUCCAUCAUCAGGCGCGCUCUCCUAACGACAGCCAUAAGACGCCUUCUUUACUAAGAGCCAGCCCCCAAAUAGCGUACCCGUCACCAACUGCACCAAAAUGACGACCUGUGCAUUUUUUGAGCAUGGCAGGUGCCGCCAAGCAGAGCGAUGCGUUUUUGCUCACGUCAAAGACGACGAACCACCGCGAAAUCUACUCGAUGGCUCUAUAUACAGCACUGCUGGUCUGCCCUCAAUGAAGGGAACCUCGAAGCCUCUUACAAAACUGCCUUCGGUGGCGCGGAUCAUCAACCUACCGCACGGCAACGCUGGGGCUGUAUCCUGUAUCCUAUCCCGCCUUGGAAUACACCUUGGCACCGAAUCGAUCCGAAUCCAACACCAAGUCAGCAUAGACGACGUACAAGUAAAAGGUACCUACGCAGAGAUCAUCAGCGCAGGGGGUGAGCAAUUUGCCCAAGAACUGUACGAAGCAUUUAGGAAGGGCAACGUGAAAACGCUGCACGGUUAUCACAAUGUUGACGUCAUCGUUCUUCAAUAGAAACUAGCCAGCAUGUAAGAGGCGUCUCGGAUUGACGGGAAUAUAAACCAAACUUCCGAAAAUAACACGUACUCUCGUUGAACAAUAAUCAUCACACUAGCUCGUACCUCUUUGACAUUCACAGGUCACAUUGAGGAAGAUGCGAGUUAGUGGAAUCGUGCCUUUACAGUACGUACCUCCGCGUCACAUAAGUAAAAUCAAUCGCAAUCCCAGGUCCUAUCCAGUCCUCAACCUAAAGCGUCUCAGAGGCUGACGUGGCUAU